UCUCCCUCCCCCACCACCCCUACUACAACUCUCCCGCCCACCCUAGCCCCGGCCCCGGCGCCUGACCGAAGAAGAAUGUGCUGAAGGCCAGGGGCGGCGAUGCCAUCGGUCCCACUCAGUUGGCUGUCGCUGGCGAUGGCGGUGUUGGUGCUGGCGGCGCGGCUGCUGGCGGACAACCCCAUAUGCGGGGUGAGGCAGCAGCAGGCGGCGGGAGGGGGCAGCGACGUGCCGGAGCUCACGGCCCGCCAGCCGGGCGGGUGGCCUUGGCAGGUGAGCCUGGAGCUGGCCACCGAGAACAAGCACUUCUGCGGCGGGGCGAUCAUCAGCGAGUACUGGGUGAUCACGGCGGCUCACUGCUUCAUCCCGCCCGUCCCCCAGAACCUGCAGGAGAUCGUGGUGGUGAGCGGCCUGAGCAGGCAGAUGAGGCCCGAGCAGUGGGUGCGCUACUCCAGCCCGCACGACAUCAUCAUGCACGAACAGUUCAACGAGCAGACGGGCGAGAACGACAUCGCCCUGGUCAGGAUGGUGGAGCGCAUUAGCUUCGGCGCGCACGUCUUGCCCGUCUGCUUCCCCAACAGCGAAAUCUUCUUCGGCAACACCUGGUCGCCAUGUUACAUCACCGGGUGGAUGAAGUCCGGCGAGGAGACCACCGACCUCCUCCAGGAAGCGCCCGUCUCCUUCAUCUCAUUCAAAGACUGCAACGAGACCAUCUUCAGCGGCAAGCUGCAGCCCACCAUGAUGUGCAUGGAUUCCGAGAAGAGCCAAGACCUCGCCUGCCACAUGGACUCCGGGGGCCCGGUGGUUUGCAAGGUGAAGGGAGGGCGCCAGUUUUACCUGAUCGGGGUGGUGAGCUGGGUGAGUGACUGCGCCCAGCGCUGGCCCGGCGUCUUCACCAUGACCAAGUCUUACCUCGCCUGGAUCCAGGAUGUCACCUCCCGCUAUGGGAAGAUGUUUGACUUAAAGGAGUACGGCGCCGAGAGCACACUGCGGCAGCAGAGAUCAUCGGUGGCCACCAACACCAAACAAGCCAAAGCCCACACCAACCAAACCUGUGGCCAGGCGACCAUGGCGGCAAAAGCCGCGAAACCCACUGACAGCUUCACACUGACAGAUUCUGGGAACCUCUGCCGUUCCCCACUCAUUUGGUUAGCAGUGGCCCAUCUCCGCUCACUCGUGGUCCUUGUGCUCGCAACAUGAGGCAGAAACUGGCAGCGGAGGAAGGAAUAGAGGCUGAGAGGCUCCAGGCGGCAUCACACCCUUCACAGGCUUAUGCGACCAUGCCCAAACCUGACUCAGAUGUAUCUCUACGAAGAAGAGUAGUUUUUUUUUCCUGAUUAGAUUUGAAUAUUAAAUAUUUAUUGGAAUGGAAAAGCAUAUUUGCAAAUGGCCUUGGACGUUUUUGGUCUUUGGAUGUGAACCAAUAGAUGGAAGCUAAGCAUCCAUUUAGAGAUGUCUAUGUGAAUGGCCGUCAAUUAUAUUUCACUGAAUCACAAGGUGUCGUUUGGAUCA
Molecule: messenger RNA, 1509 nt
Organism: Leucoraja erinaceus (little skate)
Lineage: Eukaryota; Metazoa; Chordata; Chondrichthyes; Rajiformes; Rajidae
Product: acrosin-like
Exons: 1
Coding region: 100-1197 (365 amino acids)
Biological process (GO): proteolysis
Molecular function (GO): serine-type endopeptidase activity
Source: RefSeq, a predicted model, not a curated record